Chrysochloris asiatica (Cape golden mole) is the source of this 400-nucleotide messenger RNA. RefSeq names its product ring finger protein 7 (gene RNF7). Gene Ontology annotation, cellular component: nucleus; Cul5-RING ubiquitin ligase complex. The transcript has 3 exons. The record is from RefSeq and is a predicted model, not a curated record. Lineage: Eukaryota; Metazoa; Chordata; Mammalia; Afrosoricida; Chrysochloridae. Gene Ontology annotation, molecular function: ubiquitin protein ligase activity; zinc ion binding; cullin family protein binding. Bases 59 to 400 code for a protein of 113 amino acids. Gene Ontology annotation, biological process: ubiquitin-dependent protein catabolic process; protein ubiquitination.
CCAUAGCUGCCCUCCUACUCCGGUCCAACGUCUACGCCGCCGGCUCCGCGCCACCGACAUGGCCGAUGUAGAAGACGGCGAGGAACCCGGCGUCAUCUCCUCUCACUCCGGGAGCGGAGGCUCCAAGUCAGGGGGUGACAAAAUGUUCUCGCUUAAGAAGUGGAACGCGGUGGCUAUGUGGAGCUGGGACGUGGAGUGCGAUACAUGCGCCAUCUGCCGGGUCCAGGUGAUGGAUGCCUGUCUUAGAUGUCAAGCUGAAAACAAACAAGAGGAUUGUGUUGUGGUCUGGGGGGAAUGUAAUCAUUCCUUCCACAACUGCUGCAUGUCCCUGUGGGUGAAACAGAACAAUCGCUGCCCCCUUUGCCAGCAGGACUGGGUGGUCCAAAGAAUCGGCAAAUGA